CACCGCUUCCUGCUACUUGCAUGGGGGAAGAAGUCAAAAUGAGGACUCGGUGGCUACCACUCUCGGUCCUUUUCUUAUGGGCCAUCUCCCUUUAUUCGGUGUCCGCUGAUAAUGGUGUUAAACGGAUGAAAAUGCAGUAUGCCGCUGGGCCACUGCUCAAAUUCCAGAUUUGCAUUUCCUGAGGGUACAAGCGGGUGUUUGAAGAGUACACGCAGGCUUUGUACCAGCGGUACCCAGACAUCCGCAUCGAGGGAGAAAACUAUCUUCCUCACGCCCUUUAUCGAUAUGUUGCUUCCUUCUUGUCCGUGUUCAAACUAGCCCUGAUUGGACUGGUCAUAGCUGGGAAAGACCCCUUUGCACCAUUUGGUGUGGAAACUCCAGGAAUCUGGACCUGGGGGCAAGAGAACAAGAUUUAUGCCUGCAUGAUGGUGUUCUUCUUCAGCAAUAUGAUUGAGAAUCAGCUGAUGUCAACAGGUGCUUUUGAGAUCUCUCUGAAUGACGUGCCCGUUUGGUCAAAGCUGGAGUCGGGUCACCUGCCCUCCAUGCAACAGCUGGUGCAGAUUCUGGAGAACGAGAUGAAGAUGAACGUUCACAUGGACACACUUCCACACCAUCGCUCCUAACCCAGCCUUUGGCCCAUCAGGUGGAGCCUGGGAGCUAGUCAUGUUGUAGGUGAGCAUCUCUUCAGGCUGUGGGACUUCUUUUAUGAAGGUUUGUGCUGAAAGCGGGCUGUCUGCUAGCACAGGCCGGAUGUCCUGAUUGGUUCCCACCAUGCCCCUUGAGAUGCGGCUCCUAUUGAUGUGCUGGCAUCCCUGGCAAGUUUGUGGCCAUUGUACUACUGCAGACCAUUCUUCCCUGUGCAAUUAGUUGUAUAGAUAUGCAUUUCCCAACAUGAGACCUUUUUGAGUACAGGGUUCUGUCUGGCUUUGUAUUUUCUUUUUUUGUUGUCUUAAAAUCCUGAUUUGUUAUUACAUUCAGGUGAAAGAAACUGAAGUCGUUGUAGGUGAGAUGCUACAACCCAAGUACAUCAAACUGUCAACAGCCUUGUUGUUCUAAGAUCUUAAAAUCAGAUUACUGUGUACAUUUAUGGUUAUCAGAGACAUGAGCAAUUGCUAACAUCUAAAAUCAGAUAAUUAACAGCAGAGUCAAUUCAUCUUUUUUGUUAUCCCUCUAUCCUUAGAACCUGAUUCUUGUACAAUUUAAUAGCUAAUUUAUUCAAUUUAAGUCAACAAGAGUUUUAACAAUUUAGCAGAUGUUUUAAUUUCUGAGCCAUUGUAAUUUUUAUAUUUCUUUGUAUAGAAGAAUGUGAGGGCUACAACAAUAAAAUGGAUUCUAACCAUGUGGA
Engraulis encrasicolus (European anchovy) is the source of this 1345-nucleotide messenger RNA. It is a transcript of the gene selenot1a, whose product is annotated as selenoprotein T, 1a. Gene Ontology annotation, molecular function: thioredoxin-disulfide reductase (NADPH) activity. The transcript has 6 exons. Gene Ontology annotation, cellular component: endoplasmic reticulum membrane. NCBI's taxonomy places the organism in Eukaryota, Metazoa, Chordata, Actinopteri, Clupeiformes, Engraulidae. The record is from RefSeq and is a predicted model, not a curated record. Gene Ontology annotation, biological process: cell redox homeostasis.